AUGCUUAUUCCCCAGAUACCGUCAUUGCUUCUUCUCCGGGAAAAGAAGUUCACGACCCGUAGGCCUUUGAUGGUGCCGUUAAAGUCUCCAGGCUGGGAUGGACUAAGUCCUAUUUUCUUUCAGCGUUGCUGGACGAUCGUUGGGUAG
Messenger RNA from Linum tenue, 147 nucleotides. NCBI's taxonomy places the organism in Eukaryota, Viridiplantae, Streptophyta, Magnoliopsida, Malpighiales, Linaceae. The record is from the annotation of a GenBank genome assembly.